This is a messenger RNA of Orbilia oligospora ATCC 24927, 1152 nucleotides long. RefSeq lists its product as uncharacterized. Lineage: Eukaryota; Fungi; Ascomycota; Orbiliomycetes; Orbiliales; Orbiliaceae. The record is from RefSeq and is a predicted model, not a curated record. The transcript has 2 exons. Bases 1 to 1152 code for a protein of 383 amino acids.
AUGUUGCUGUCAUUAGUCUCUCUGCUCGCUCUCGGAGCAUCCUCAUUGGCCCACCCUCUUUUGGAGGAAAGGACUGGAAGCAGCGGCUGUAACGCCGAUAAUGUUCUCCGUCUUUUGAGGGCGACCCAGCGUGUCGACGACUCGAUUGCAUUCUGCAGUCAGUUCUUGGACCUCCCCGCUUCCACCCAUACCGUCACUCCUGCACCGACGGCCACAGCCUAUGUGACAGUCACUACUGAAAUCCAAACUUCUACCGUCACCGAGACGUUUGUCUGGACGGAAACAGACGUUGAGUUCGAAAAGCUCAGGAAGCGAUGCACCAGCACCACUACCACCACAAAAUCUAUCUCGACCCCAGGAUAUAUCCUCUCUACUUCAAUUGAUCCAUCCCGUCUCUCGAGCGCUUGUCAAUGUUUAACAAUCCCUCUCGCGACCAUCACUGUCACUGAUCUACCUGGAACUUUGACCAACAGUGUUAGCGCGACUGAGACCGAGACCGAGACCAAGUAUACCGUUAAGACAGAAACCACAACAAUCACCGCUCCUAGCUUGGCUCUUGCUAGCCCGACCGCCGUUUGCUGUGGAGGUAAUGUUAACGCCCCGGCUCAUGCCGAUAUCGACGAUGCGUACUACCGUAUCGAGGUUCCCGACUUUGAGGUCGAAGUCUAUGGUGUUAAAUCACACCACGUCUUCGCUAGUGUCAACGGCUUGAUCUGGCUUGAUGAAUUCUCGCAAGGAAACUACUGGUACUACUUCACCGAAGGAGACACCGAAGGAGCCCCUCUCCCACAUGGCCCUGAUGAUCUCCCUGAUGUUGCUAUCCUUGCAUUCUGGUCGGAUCUCCUCAUCAACGGGGGUAAAGUCCAGGGCAUCUACUAUCAGAUCUCUGGGGACAGCAUCACUCUUGAAUAUGUUGUCAGCGCAUACGGUAACACGGAUAACGACUACCACUUCCUUGUAACCUUGUCCAACAACAACAAGGUUACUAUCAAGUAUCUUCAUGUUCUCAAUAGUGAAGAUGGUGUUGUCGCCAUUCAGAAGAAGUCAGACGAUGCCGUUAUCCUCUGGUCCAACCAUGGCAGCAAUGUCGAGACCGGCUUGACCAUCGAAUUCGACACCACUGCUGGAACCGUCAAUCCCGUUGUCAUCUAA